AAAAUAUAUAUAUAGUGCCUAAUCCUUAUUGUAGCUAGCUUCACAAAACAACCCGGUCCCGUCGAGCAUCCUGAAGCUAGCUGGCUGCUUAUAACGUUAGCAACAGGGUUUAGUAGCUGGCUAGCUAUUUUUUUUUCUUCCAUCAAUUUCAAUAUGCGAACAAGUGGCUACCUAGCUAAUACUUACUCACACGGAUUCCUAAAUCAUUGCUAAGAAUAAUGAAAAUGACUGCAGUUUCUACUGGUCAUUGUUUUCAGGCUGGUUGUAUUGGUGCUAGCUAGGUAGCAAGCUAAACCUGGCUAGCUUCCCCAGAAGUUGCGGUCCAACACAACAUUCAGCAAUUAAACUCUGUUAUUUGACGUGUCAAAUUAAAAUCUUACUUAACGUGUCAAAUAGUGUUAUUUGACGUGUAUACUUUUUCACACGCAAAGACCCAAACGGCGUUCCAUACAUGAGGAAGCGGUCACACGCUAGUUCGUUCAUUCCUCCACUGGAGAACCCACAGGCAGCCAGGCCAAUGAGCUGUAGUGUUAUAACUAUCUACACGUGCCAAACUAACUGCAAAAUACAUAACAAAGGACGAAAUUGGUCAGUCAUUGAUGAUGAAAGCAGGAGUCAUUGAUGAAAUGUCAACAAUGGAAAUUGUUCAUGUAUACUUUUGAGUGAAAAAGUUUUUAAAAAGAGUUUGAAUCAUUAUGCAAAGUUGUAGGCUUAAUGUAGAAACCCUAGACCCACUCCAAAUUGCAUACCGUCCAAACAGAUCCACAGAUGAUGCAAUCUCUAUUGCACUCCACACUGCCAUUUCCCACCUGGACAAAAGGAACACUUAUAUGAGAAUGCUAUUCAUUAACUACAGCUCAUCGUUCAACACCAUAACACCAUAAAUACCUCCCUCUGCAACUGGAUCCUGUACUUCCUGACGGGCCGCCCCCAGGUGGUGAGGGUAGGUAGCAACACAUCUGCCACGCUGAUCCUCAACACUGGAGCUCCACAGGGGUGCGUGCUCAGUCCCCUCCUGUACUCCCUGUUCACCCACGACUGCAUGGCCAGGCACGACUCCAACACCAUCAUUAAGUUUGCAGACGACACAACAGUGGUAGGCCUGAUCGCCGACAACGACGAGACAGCCUAUAGGGAGGGGGUCAGAGACCUGGCCGGGUGGUGCCAGAAUAACAACCUAUCCCUCAACGUAACCAAGACUAAGGAGAUGAUUUUGGACUACAGGAAAAGGAGGACCAAGCACGCCCCCAUUCUCAUCGACGGGGCUGUAGUGGAGCAGGUUGAGAGCUUCAAGUUCCUUGGAGUCCACAUCAACAACAAACUAGAAUGGUCCAAACACACCAAGACAGUCGUGAAGAGGGCACGACAAAGCCUAUUCCCCCUCAAGAAACUAAAAAGAUUUGGCAUGGGUCCUCAGAUCAUCAAAAGGUUCUACAGCUGCAACAUCGAGAGCAUCCUGACUGGUUGCAUCACUGCCUGGUACGGCAAUUGCUUGGCCUCUGACCGCAAGGCACUACAGAGGGUAGUGCGUACGGCCCAGUACAUCACUGGGGCUAAGCUGCCUGCCAUCCAGGACCUAACCAUGUGUAUGUGACAAAUACAAUUUGAUUUGAUUUGAGGACCUCUACACCAGGCGGUGUCAGAGGAAAGCCCUAAAAAUUGUCUAAGACCCCAGCCACCCCAGUCAUAGACUGUUCUCUCUACUACCGCAUGGCAAACGGUACCGGAGUGCCAAGUCUAAGGCAAAAAGGCUUCUCAACAGUUUUUACCCCCAAGCCAUAAGAAUCCUGAACAGGACCUGAGCCCUAGGACCAUACGUCAGGACUACUGGGCAUGAUGACUCCUUGCUGCCCCAGUCCACCUGGCCUUGCUGCUGUCCCAGUUUCAACUGUUCUGCCUGCAGUUAUGGAACCCCUACCUGUCCCAGACCUGCUGUUUUCAACUCUUAAUGAUCGGCUAUGAAAAGCCAACUGACAUUUAUUCCUGAUUAUUAUUUGACCAUGCUUGUCAUUUAUGAACAUUUUGAACAUCUUGGCUCUCUCUAAUUCUCUCCUUCUCUCUUUCUUUCUCUCUCUCGGAGGAACUGAGCCCUAGGACCAUACGUCAGGACUACCGGGCAUGAUGACUCCUUGCUGUCCCCAGUCCACCUGGCCUUGCUGCUGUCCCAGUUUCAACUGUUCUGCCCGCGGUUAUGGAUCCCCUACCUGUCCCAGACCUGCUGUUUUCAACUCUUAAUUAUCGGCUAUGAAAAGCCAACUGACAUUUAUUCCUGAUUAUUAUUUGACCAUGCUUGUCAUUUAUGAACAUUUUGAACAUCUUGCCCAUGUUCUGUUAUAAUCUCCACCCGGCACAGCCAGAAGAGGACUGGCCACCCCUCAUAGCCUGGUUCCUCUCUAGGUUUCUUCCUAGGUUUUGGCCUUUCUAGGGAGUUUUUCCUAGCCACCGUGCUUCUACACCUGCAUUGCUUGCUGUUUGGGGUUUUAGGCUGGGUUUCUGUACAGCACUUUGAGAUAUUCAUGUCUUAAAUUAAUGAUGGAUUGUCGUUUCUCUUUGCAUAUUUUAGCUGUUUUUGCCAUAAUAUGGACUUGGUAUUUUACCAAAUAGGGCUAUCUUCUGUAUACCACCCCUACCUUGUUACAACACAACUGAUUGGCUCAAACGCAUUGAGGAAAGAAAUCCCACAAAUUGACUUUUAAUGCACACCUGUUAAUUGAAAUGCAUUCCAGGUGACUACUUCAUGAAGCUGGUUGAGAGAAUGUCAAGAGUGUGCAAAGCUGUCAUCAAGGCAAAGGGGGGUGGAUACGUUGAAGAAUCUAACACUUUUUUGGUUACUACAUGAUUCCAUAUGUGUUAUUUCAUAGUUGAUGUCUUCACUAUUAUUCUACAAUGUAGAAAAUUGUAAAAAAGAAAGAAAAAAGAAAGAAAGACCCUUGAAUGGUGGUGUGUUCAAACUUUUGACUGGUACUGUAUGUAUAUGGGUAAGGGGACUAGGCAACAGGAUAUACUGUAAGAUAAACAGAGUAGCAGCAGCUUGUGUAUGAUUGGGUGUUCAGACCAAGGGUAUCACGUUUCAAGGAAAGACCCAGAUGCAGACUGUCGAAGUAACAAUGUUUAUUACAACAACAGGGGCAAAGGUACAGGACAGCAGGCAGGUUCAUGGUCAGAUCAGGCAGAGGGGUCAAAGCUGGGAAAACCUAGAAAACAGGAACUAAGACAAGACAGGUGCGAGGGGGAAACCGCUGGUAGGUUCUACAAACAAAAAUGAACUGGCACCAGACAUACAGAGAGCACAGGUAUAAAUACACAGGGGAUAACGGGGAAGAUGGGGGACACCUGGAGGGGGGUGGAGACAAGCACAAAGACAGGUGAAACAGAUCAGGGUGUGACAAAGGGUCCAAAGCUGACGAGCUUGGAAGGGACAAUGGUGUUGAACGCUGAGCUGUAAUCAAUGAACAGCAUUCUCACAUAGGUAUGAUGAAGCUGGAGGCCCUGGGUCUCAACCCCCGCCCUUUGCAACUGGGUCCUGGACUUUCUGACGGGCCGCCCCCAGGUGGUGAAGGUAGUAAACAACAUCUCCACUUCACUGACUCUCAACACUGGCCCCACAAGGGUGUGUGCUCAGCCCUCUCCUGUACUCCCUGUUCACCCACGACUGCGUGGCCAUGCACGCCUCCAACUCAAUCAUCAAGGUUUCAGACGACAGAACAGUAGUGGGCUUGAUCACCAACAAUAACGAGAUGGCCUACAGGGAGGAGGUGAGGGCACUCGGAGUGUGGUGUCAGGAAAACAACCUCUCACUCAACGUCAACAAAAAAAAGGAGAUGAUCUCGGACUUCAGGAAACAGCAGAGGGAGCAUCCCCCUAUCCACAUCGAAGGGUCAGCAGUGGAGAAGGUGGAAAGUUUUAAGUUCCUGGGCGUACACAACACGGACAAACUGAAAUGGUCCACCCACACAGACAGUGUGGUGAAGAAGGUGCAACAGCGCCUCUUCAACCUCAGGAGGAUGAAGAAAUUUGGCUUGUCACCCAAAACCCUGACAAACUAUUACAGAUGCACAAUCGAGAGCAUCCUGUCGGGCUGUAUCACAGCCUGGUACGACAACUGCACCGCCCUCAACCACAAGGCUCUCCAGGGGUGGUGCGGCCUGCACAACGCAUCACCGGGAGCAAACUACCUGCCCUCCAUGACACGUACAGCACCUGAUGUCACAGGAAGGCCAAAAAGAUUAUCAAGGACAACAACCACCCGAGCCACUGCCUGUUCACACCGCUAUCAUCCAGAAGGCGAGGUCAGUACAGGUGCAUCAAAGCUGCGACAUACAGAUUGAGGAACAUCUUCUAUCUCAAGGCUACCAGACUGCUAAACAGCAAUCACUAACUCAGAGAGACUGCUGCCUAGAUUGAGACCCAAUCACUGGACACUAGUCACUUUGAACAAUGCCACUCUAAAUAAUGCCACUUUAAUAAUGUCUACAUAUCUUACAUUACUCAUAUCACAUCUAUAUACUGUAUUGAGACCCAAUCACUGGACACUUUAAUAAAUGGAUUACUAGUCACUUUAAACAAUGCCACUUUAAUCAUGUUUACAUAUCUUACAUUACUCAUAUCACAUGUAUAUACUGUAUUUUAUACAAUCUACUGCACCUUGCCUAUGCCGCUCGGCCAUCGCUCAUCCAUAUACUUAUAUGUACAUAUUCUCAUUCACCCCUUUAGAUUUGUGUGUAUUAGGUAGUUGUUGGGAAAUUGUUCGAUUACUUGUUAGAUUUGUGUGUAUUAGGUAGUUGUUGGGAAUUGUUAGAUCAUUUAUUAGAUAUUACUGCACUGUUGGAACUAGAAGCAUAAGCAUUAAGUUACACUAGCAUUAACAACUGCUAACCAUGUAUAUGUGACCAAUAAAAUUUGAUUUGAUUUGAA
Salvelinus fontinalis (brook trout) is the source of this 4914-nucleotide messenger RNA. RefSeq lists its product as uncharacterized. Bases 3663 to 4328 code for a protein of 221 amino acids. The transcript is spliced from 2 exons. Gene Ontology annotation, molecular function: 2-oxoglutarate-dependent dioxygenase activity; methyltransferase activity. Lineage: Eukaryota; Metazoa; Chordata; Actinopteri; Salmoniformes; Salmonidae. The record is from RefSeq and is a predicted model, not a curated record.